Messenger RNA from Microplitis demolitor, 1434 nucleotides. RefSeq lists its product as uncharacterized. Bases 94 to 1353 code for a protein of 419 amino acids. The record is from RefSeq and is a predicted model, not a curated record. The transcript has 6 exons. NCBI's taxonomy places the organism in Eukaryota, Metazoa, Arthropoda, Insecta, Hymenoptera, Braconidae.
CAUACCAGAAAACUUGUUAACUUUGCUAAGUUUUCAUUUACUGCACUUCAUUCGUUUAACUUACUUGCCAUUCCACGAUAAAUUAGAAACAUUAUGGAUUGUUUUUAUUUAUCCAGUAUCACAAUAUGGAUACUUAUAAUCGUUAUUCACUUGAAUAUAUUAUCAGUAACAUCGAAAUUAGUUUCAAUUCAAAAAGGUGAUCCAACUGAGUGGCGAGAAUAUGGAGAAAAAGCAAACUUUGUGAAAUUUAAUAGCAUAUACACAAUAUCUAUCAAUGAAGAACUGCUAAAUAAUAAUAGAUACAGUUCUGGUCGAUGUGAUAAUUUGAAUCCUUGGAAUCGUAAUUGGGCUGCAUAUUAUUUGAGUUACCCAAAUACUUGUCGAGGGUCAAUUCAUUACUGUUGGUUCAAAGCCAAAACCGAAAAGCGGAAGGCACUCGAAGAAAGACUGGCUGACAUAAAAAAUGCAAGGUAUAUAACUUUGGACGCUUAUUUUAUGAGCUAUCUUUUUACGCAAGAAGAGGAAGUUAAGAACUUGUUGAAUUAUGCUGGUAACGAUUGUUACUGUCUUUGCGAACGUUAUUAUAAUUAUGAAAAUAAUCCGCGUGGUGAUUUGCUUGAUUCCAUUUGUUAUGAUCCAGUUUCAGUUGAUGACGGAUAUGUUGCAACUGGAGUGAGAUUUAAAAGACAUAGUAACAUAGUUUACCUCGAACUUCAACAAGGUAUAUUAUCAGCAGGACGAAUUGAUCCCAAUACUUUAAUGUGGAAAAGUUCGGAUAACUGUAGUUCAGCAGAAAAAGUCGUUUAUAAUCGGCGAAAAUAUCCAACGAGUUCUCCAACCUCUGCCUCAGGAGGGACGUCAAAUUAUGACUCAUUUGAUAUGUUUAUGAGAACAAUAUUUCUUCCUUUAUUUAAGUUGUACCGUGAUCCGGCAGUUAUAUUAGAAGAUAUGACAUUGCCAGAGAGUGCAGUUGUAACAGGAAUUACAUUUGGUAAAUCAUUGCGUGGACGUUAUGUUAAUGAUAAUGGCGAUUUUACUGAAAAUGUAGAUGACAUUGUAAAAGAAAGUCAAUGUUCUGAGAGGGUCCCUGAAUUGACUACUGAUUCAGUAAAUUAUUUGUUACCUACGUCUUUGGUAGGAAGGAAUAACGAACUCAGUAAAUCAUGUGAACAUAAAAUUCAAUUUCAUGGAUCUAAGGAGGGUACUGAUUCCAUACAACAUAUUGUUCCGUAUAUUGAUUUACAAGAAAUCGUUACCGAUCAAAAUGCGCCUAAGCCUCUUCGCGGAAUUGGUUGGUAUUAUCGCAGUCAUCCUGGCUACGGAGGAUUCUUGGCUCUUAAGAUUUUCGAAUAAUUGUAAAUUUCGGCAAAAAAAAAAAAAAAAUAAAUGUCUUCACUUAAUAACAGUAAAAUAAAUAAAUUCAAAUCAACUGAA